Messenger RNA from Porites lobata, 1062 nucleotides. Lineage: Eukaryota; Metazoa; Cnidaria; Anthozoa; Scleractinia; Poritidae. The record is from the annotation of a GenBank genome assembly.
AUGGCGAGUGUAGUGAACUUUCUUCAACAAAGAUCUAGAGUUUUCCUUUCAAAAUGUCGGAGGGUUCAGCUCCUUUCAGGUCGCAAGGUGUCAACAGGCAGAAUUCAUUCAGACUUCCAAUGUCGCCUCGCUGAAUCGACUGACUUCGAUGCUGUCGUGAAGUUAUCGGAGGGAUUAUACAACGGGUACGACUUCCUUCCAGUUGUAUACCACAAAUGGCUCAAAAAGGAAAAUGUGGCCAUGAUGCUGUUGUAUGCAGGCAAAAGUCUUAUUGGUCUACAAGCGGGCUGCAUCGUCGACGAAGGAAAAACGCUUGUCUGGCGUGCAGCGCGAGUUGCACACAAUCUUGAAGGCCAGGGUCUCCAACGAAAGUUAGCUGUAAAAUUGGGCGAACAUGUACAAGCAAAGUUUCCCGAAGUCUCUAGAAUACGAACGGCGACUCAUCUAGAGCCUCAAAGGAAAAGUAGGAAUUCGUUUGAGAAACGUCUUGAGAGAGAUGAGCUGUCAUUUUUUGUAGAAGAGAAGUCCGCGAGAAAAUUUGACAGACUGAAUUUCCGCACGAGCCUUAGAACGGAAGAUGAAUUUCAAGUACAGUCAUGCACCAAAGAGUACUUCGCUAACAUUAUGCUGUCCUCCUCGGUGAUCACUGAGCUGUGUCCUAACAAUAUCCUUGUGUUUGACUGGUGCCCGUACGAGCCCCUCCGUUCAAAUGUCGACUUAAUCCUGAAAGAAGACCAUAACACCCACUUCUUUGCAGAGAAAAAUUCCGCCGAAGCCUCUCCGAAAUCUUUUAGCUACGGAGUUCAUGCAAAGACAGUAGAGACGGAGAAAUGGGAGGCUUCAGUUUAUAGUGAUGAUCCAGCUAUCUUUCAAGCUCAUCUCCUGCAUCAGUUCAAGCGUGCUUGUGAAAUCAUCGACAGCAAAUUCACCUUCUUUUCAGUUCAAGAUAGAACCAUGACAGGGUAUGCCAGAAAGAUAUUAGGAGAAAUGUUGCAGCUAAAAGAGGCCAAUCUUCUCAAGGGUACGACGAUGAAAGUGUUCGAGAGACCUUUUACUUCUUAA